Molecule: messenger RNA, 3548 nt
Organism: Photinus pyralis (common eastern firefly)
Lineage: Eukaryota; Metazoa; Arthropoda; Insecta; Coleoptera; Lampyridae
Exons: 17
Coding region: 79-3393 (1104 amino acids)
Source: RefSeq, a predicted model, not a curated record
AAACAGCAUAUAGGUCAAUAUCAGUAGGUCACUUCGAUAUAGUGUUUGUAGGUUUAUUAGAGUAGGUAGUGGUAAAUUAUGUUGAAGAAUUUGAUAUUUGUUUUUAUUCUUUUAAUUCACUUGCCUCAGGUGUUGAGUUUUACCUACGCUAUAGAAAUCCCUAAACUGAAGUGUAGUAAGGGCAAAGUGGAAAAUGGAACUACGACAAUAAGUGUUACCGGAAAAGAUGUUGGAGUUUUAAAGUUUGAGUGGAUGGUUAAUUUCAACAUUACCAAUAACUGUACUAGUCAGCGAUGUACACUGAUGGCUUGGAGAAGCGUACAAGACCUCUACAAAGCCUUAAACUACGCAAGCAAACCUACUGAAAUUAAAGUUAAUAACACAAUAUUGCUAGGAUCCGUUCGGUACAAGUUGAAUGUGACUACAAUAUCGAAUAAUACUAUUGUGGAAUCCAAAGAGUACGUCUUGGAGUGCGAUACUGGGGCUGAUACUGCUACACCUCCAAAGGAUAAGUUUCACAGUUUUCUGAGGCUGCUCGGACCAAACAUCACAUAUCCAGACAUGAUGUAUACAAUAAACGCUGUGGUUGUCGAUUUGGACAGCCCUUAUCACUUUCAGUGGGAAAUACAGGAUCAGUCCGAAAAAUUGGUGAAAAUUGAUCACACAAAGGGAUCAAUGCUGAGUUUUAGAUCGAAUCUACUAUUGACGGAUCAGCAGUACAUAAUUAAGUGUAGUGUUGUGGAUACAAAAGGGGAACCUCUGGCAACGUCAACACACGAUUUGGUAAUACUGAGCAGAGGAAUAUCCCUUAACAUUCCUUUAAAGAAGUUACAAGUCGGCGUCAACAGACCAUUUAAGCUCAACGCAUACUUUGAAGACGUUGACAAUCUCAAUGGGAGUGUUAAGCUCCAAUGGACGUGCCGUACAGAAAAAGAUGAAAAGUGUCCCAAUGUCAAAACGGAAAACUCAACUUUUCUUGAAAACCUCAAAUUUUCGAAAGUUGGAAGAUACACAAUCCAAAUUACAGCCGAAAAGAAUGACGCGAAAGUGUCAGAUUCUGUAGAAAUCACUGUAAUACGUGAUGGAUAUGUAAGUAUUGAGGUUGACGAUUUCGCCACACCUGUUGAUCCAUCCAAAGAGAUUACCGUACCGGUGUAUGUGACUGGUAUGGUGGCAGGUUGUACUUUGCAAUGGAUGUGCUUAAAUUUAACGGGAUACAGCUUCGUGGAUUUGACGAAAGCGCCUGGAAAUGUGCAUCUUCUAACUAAAGUAACUGUAAAAAGUAACGAAUUUUUGAACGAACUUGAUGAAUACUCCAAUGACACAGUCGACAAAGAUUAUAACUUGGUGUUGUCCAAACCUAAAGACUCUUGGAUGGGGUUGGGAAGUGAUACCAGUUAUAUGUUUAGACUGAAUGUUACGUGUCCCCUUCCUGAUAAUGACGACAGCCGUACCGAGCAAGUUCUUAAGCACGUUGUCGUCACCGCCCUUAUUUGUGUGGUUACAAGCCCCAUUCCAACCAUAAAUGAUCUAUCAGUCACCCCCAAUGCAGGAGUUGCACUCACCACCACCUUUCACUAUCAUUCCAACGACGAUUUUGGCAGUGUCAAAGGGGCGCCAUAUUUGUAUAAGUUUGGGUACAUCGUGAACAACCGUGACAUAUUUCUGUCCAAUGUGCUUGAUGAAAAAAGCUGGAAUAGCGUGCUGCCAUACGUAGGUUCUACAGAUAAAGGUGUAAAUACAGUUCUGGAAUGUUGCAACACUUACGCCAUGUGCAGUCAAAUCAAAGGCCCAAAAGUGUUGACAAGUUUACCGACAUAUUCCGAUGAUGAUAAAACUCGUUUUCAGUUCGAAAUAAGGCAAAUGAUGGAACGCCAAGAAUAUUCCACAGCUUUUGCUUACGCUACUGGUGUUCUUUUAACCUAUAAUAGUUUGAAGGACACAGCUUUAGUAAAAAACUUUGAAAAAUUCAUAACUGAAUUGGCCAAUGCCGAAACCAAAAAGCUACUUAAAUUAAUCGACAGUGGAAAUAAAAUCUGGAUCACCCCGAGCAAUAAUUUUAUCCGAGAUGCCGGUUUAAUUUUGGAUCACAUGUCUACAGAUGAACUACUCAAUUCAGUGGUUACUUUGAGGAACAAAUUAUCUAAGACGAAAGAUGUCGAAUACUUGAGUAAGCUUCAAGCUGCCACUGCCGAGCGUGCUCCUCAUUAUCAACACAAUAGUGAUUUACCUCCAGUUAUUCGAAGCAAGAGGGAAACUGACCGAAUCACUUUGGAGGAGGUCAAAAGUUAUUUGGUAAUCUCCGAGUUAAUAAUCACCAGUUCGAAAGAUAAGAAGGCGGUGCAACAAGAGAAGGAGCAUUUGGUGAACCAAGUCGAUAAGUUUAUGGUGCAAUUGUGCAGUACAGUUCACAAGAAACCUCAACCUAUAAAUUUGGAUUUGAAAACUGUAUCACUGGCAUUGGAAAAACUUAAUAAGAAUAACAUCAAUCGAUACUUCAACAUUCUAAGAGAGACAAACUCAUGGGACGUUAACGGAAGAAUCAAAUUGGGAAAAUGUUUCGUUGAAAAUGUAGGGUUCACUGAUCAUUUAUGUAUGGGAAAGGCCAUCUUUAAGGAGUACUUUGACAAGCCGUCCUACGUUUAUAUGGUGAAAGUUUACGGGACGAAGCACAGUGAGCAGGUGAAAAUUCAGGAUAUGUUUUGUGAAGCUGUUUUGGAAUUGCCUCUGGAUAAAUAUGACCCAUCUCACAGCGCACCAAGGUGCUCGCUGUGGAAAAACAAGUGGGAUGAAUCCGAAUGUAAAACUUUACAAAUAAGAUCAAAAACUAUACAAUGUCAAUGCGGGCAUCUGGGCUAUUACUCGUUGGAAUAUAGUGCCAUUUCUACUAGUACUGUUACCGCCAUUACGGCUGCCAUCACUACUACAACAGUGGCUGUAACUCCAAAAGUCACAAUAACUACACAACAGCCAAUAGAAAGCACGGUAAAAACAACUGUAAAGGCCUCAUCUGAGUCUACAUUGAUAACCGAAAGCCCAUCCACAACUUCUUACUCUAGCGUGGAGAGUACCACCACCAAGAUUACCACAAAAGCGCCAACACCUGUAAUAACUGAAAAAAUCAUUGAGACUACUGAAAUUCCCAAGCCGACAACAACUCUAGCCGAAAAUAAAAGCGACAAUGACAUUGCAGAAAAAUUAGCUGAAGUUGAAUAUGAAACGGUUUGCUACGUAGUAAUUGGCGCAUCGGUUAUGGGAACCUGCACUUUGCUGUUCGGAAUUAAGCGCAUACUUGCAACAACUCGCAAAGUUUAUAAGGACGACUCCGAUUUUCCACAAUAUGAAAAAUUGCCAGAUGAGGAACUUUUGGAUGACUUUUCAAUUUCAAACUAAUUGUGUUGUCUUUUUAAACUAGAUGUGAUCCUAUACUUUAGUUGCGUCUGUAUUUUCUCUGUUUAACUGUAAUUUAAAAUUAACGUUCAAUGUAUCAGGGCAUAGAUAUGAGUUUCUACAUACUUACCUAAUAAUGAUUACAGUAAUAUUCAACA